Hydra vulgaris (swiftwater hydra) is the source of this 1487-nucleotide messenger RNA. NCBI's taxonomy places the organism in Eukaryota, Metazoa, Cnidaria, Hydrozoa, Anthoathecata, Hydridae. The record is from RefSeq and is a predicted model, not a curated record.
CAAAGAAAAAGGUUUUAAUGCUUGAGCAAAAGUUAUGUUUAAACUAACACAGAGAACAUUUAAAAGUUUUGAGUGGCUUUUAAUUAAAAAACCAAGUCAGCGAUUAUGUUCAGUUUUAUCUCAAGUUCCCAGUUUAAAUAUUGAUAACUCUUGUGUAGAAAGAUUAAAAAGUAUUAUAAGUAAUGACAAUUUUUUGAGAGUUCUUGUUGAAGGUGGAGGCUGUUCAGGGUUUCAAUAUAAAUUUGAAAUUGAUAAUAAAAUUGAUCCUGCAGAGGAUAUGGUUUUUGAAAAAGACAAUGCUAAAGUUGUAGCUGACAAAGAAUCUGUUAAAAUAUUAAAUGGAGCUACCAUCGAAUAUCAUACUGACCUUAUUCGAGCUGGUUUUCGUGUUUCAAAUAUACCUAAGGCAGAAAAAAGUUGUUCAUGUGGAGUUUCAUUUUCAAUAAAGUUAUAAAAUAAAUUUCUUUUUUUUUUCACUUUUUUAUAAAAAUAUAUAUUCAAUUGUGAAAGUUUAUUUAUUAAAAAGUUUUGUAAUUAAUAUAAUAAAUAAUAAAAUAAAUUAUUUGACUUUAAUUUUAAGAAUAUUUACAUGCUUAUGUAAAAAAAGAAUAAUUUUCUUGCCUAUUAAUCUUAUUGAUUAUAUUACUAUUAUUACAUGUUUUAGUAUAAUAAUUUUUUUCUGUAAAUUGAGGGAAAACAAGUUUGGUCAUUGAAAUCUAAUUUAAAAAGUUUAAUUCUGUUUAGGUCUGUUUAUAUUUACUAUAUAUUUAGUUUGAUUUUUAUUAGUAUUCGGGCAUUUCCAUUUCUGUAUGUGAUUUUUUAUUUUUCUUUAUUUUAAACAUUAAAAAGUGGGGCUUAAAGGAAUAUGCAUACUAUUUUGAUUUUCUAAAAGAACAAUUAUCAUAUUUUAGGUUACCUGGAUACCUACAUAUUUUUAUAAUUUUUUUUUUUUGUGUAAUAAUAUCGCAACAGUUUGAAAAUUAUGCAAUAUUUUAAAAAAUGCUAUACUCUAGCUUGAAAUAAUUGAUGGCUGCCAUUUCUCAUGGAAAAUAUAUUAAAUAUGAGUCGUAGAAGUAUUAUAUCUCACUUGAAAUACUCACAAGCAAUUUAUUUUCAUAAAAAUAAAUUGCUUGUGAUUAUUUCCGAACAUAAAAAAACUGAAAAUUACCAAAUUCGCAACUUCUGUGCGUGACUUCUGUGCGUGAUUAUUCAUGAACUUCAUUUAAACAUUUGCUGUGAUUUUAUCAUGCAUAAAUAUAUGGUACAUAUGAUACACUCUAUGAUACCUGUGACUUUCUGGAAAUCUUUACAAAUAUUUAAAAUAUUGCUUAAAAAUAUAUAUAUACUGUUGAAACUUAUAUUUGUUCUGUGCGUGAUUCCGCUUUAAACUUAAUUUAUCCAUUGUUAAGAUUACUAAUGUAUACCAUUUUUUGUUUGUAAAAUAUUAUAUAAAUUAGAAUUAAAUGAGAAUAAAUUGGAAAACGCCA